CGCGCACACAUCGCUCCGGAGAGAGAGCCGCUCUCCUCUGCCCCAGCCCGGGAACGAAGCCAGAUCUGCCAGUGAGCCGAAGGCUUCAGGAGUAGGAAAGUGUGUCCGAGGCACACCACGAGCGCUCCAAUGGCCAGCAACAACACUGCCAGCAUAGCACAAGCCAGGAAGCUGGUCGAACAGCUGAAGAUGGAAGCCAACAUCGAUAGGAUAAAGGUCUCCAAGGCAGCCGCAGACUUGAUGGCCUAUUGUGAAGCGCACGCCAAGGAAGAUCCUCUCCUGACACCGGUGCCGGCUUCAGAGAACCCAUUCAGGGAGAAGAAGUUUUUCUGUGCCAUCCUUUAAGUCUUUGCGGGGAGCCUGCAGAGCCUCAGGGCUCCUGGGACACCGAUGGAGAGUUUUUAGCAAAGUGGACUCCUUUCUAGUCCACAGCAUUUAAAGCCGAAGAGGAGAACCAUCCUGGAAGCUCCGGGCUCCGCAUGUUUAAAGAGCAAGCCCCCUUUACAAGAAUGAAAGCCAACCCUCGCCAUGAGCUAGAGAUCUGGUGUCCGCAGAACUGCCUGGAGGAGGGGAAUCUGUAAAGAUAAAAUUGUUGUCACUUCCUUGCUGGUAUUCCCCGCCCCCACUGAUGUCACUGCUUCAUAUUUUUAAAAGAGGGAACAUGGAAACCGACAGCUGUCUUGAGCUGACCUUGGAGUGACUAUUGUCUGUAGAAUCCCUGUUGAGUUGUGUCCUGUCAUCACAGUCAGGUUUAAUGACGGUAAUGUUAAUGUCGUCUUGGUGCCUUUCUUUCUUUUUCUGUCCUUUUCCCUCGCCUCCUCCCUCCCCUCCCCAUUAGAGUUGUACCGAGAUACUGAACUCCGAGAGUAGCUGGUUUGUUUAGAGAGAGGCUCCCCAGGGUGUCUCCUCAUGGCAGUCAGAACAAAAAGAAAAACCAUGUCGGUUGUCUAUGUUCCCGUCACUAUUCCUAACCUGUGUACAUGAUAGCUUUGAUUCUGCAAGUAAAAGUAACUCAUGUGUUGUGACCGGUGCUUUCAUAUCCUUGUGACAACUUUCGAAUAUUAUUGCAUGAAAAACGCCCCUCUGUUAAUAGCCAUUCAGAAGGGUCAUUGUUUUACUAUCCAGUCGGGAGAGGAAACGAGUGAGCAAGCGUGAUCUUGGAACACUGAGAUGACUUACGCGCCUUAGCCAUGCCUAAAAUACCUCCUAGUUCACCACGGCGUAAAUGCCUCUUCAAAAUAGUCUCCAGAUUCCGAAGCAUCUGGCUUUUAGCUAGGAUCCAGGGUAGCAUGGGGACCACUGAGCAGGAGAGGUAGAUUCACCUUCAGUUAGUCAUGAGCCGAUUUUGCCACCGAAGGAGCCAGCCCCCUCUUCUUUCCCUGAGGCAUGGAAAUUCUCCACUGAAAGACCACUUCCCAUUCAUCUUAAGUAGAAAGCUGGGCCCUCCAGACAGAACCCUGGCUGCCCACCCCCACCCCCCACAAGAGGAGCGCCCUGUUUGGGGGACAGAGGCAGCUCCCACAGCUGACUCCUCAGAGGAAGACCCCUUCUAUCACAGACACAGUUUCCUUUUUCACUCAGCACAUUUUCCAAGAGAUCUUUUUGGUUUUACUUUGUUCUCCACAUUGUUUGCUAGUGGUUUCUGGUCUUUCUUUACAACAUUCUUGCAGCAAGCUCUCUUCCUAGGACAGGCUGUGGAGAGUGAUUGUUCCUGUCUGCUGCAAACCCUCCCCCCACCCUCCAACCCCAACCCCCAUGAAGGGGACCCCUGGGAGCCUGUGCCACAUCUUUCCCUGUCAUUCCCAGGCAGAGUAGGGCCUUGUGUAUGUCUUCUUGUUUGCUUUGAAAUCCCCCCGAACACGAGGGAGCAGAAAAACUGGGAGUGUAUUUAUCAAAGUAUAAUAUGAUACAAUUUGCCUAGCAGUACAGUGGAAUCAGCUAAAAUCUUUGCACAUUUUUCAAAUGAGCCAAAACAUAAAUUGGAUAUGUGGUCACACAAAACAAUGGAAUAAAGCAUGCUUUGGCAGUAAUUAAGGUUCUAUUAUAAGACCCAGAUGGUUUUCUUAAUCCACACCAUGUCUUUUCUCUCAAAAGAAUUCUUUGUAUUUCCAUAUAAAUCUAGAUCCUUAGAACAAUUAAAACGGAAUCAAAAUUUUCCAGAAACACUAUAAUCCAAGUCUGAUCAUUAAAAAAGCAGGGCGUCCGAGCUGCAGGUGGCUUAUCCUAAAAGGGAAGAGAAAGGUAGGAAAUACACAGCCCAUUUGAAAUGAAAUUUAAAGACUAUAUUUUGCUUUACUCAAUUUCCUGUCUGAUCGUUCAGGGGUAUAUCCGUUUUUAUAUGACCGUUGGCUUUUUGCUACCUUUAAUUAUUAAGGGAAGAUCCUUUUAAAUUUUUAUUGCGUAUGUCUCUAAACAGGUUUAGUUACUUUAGAAAUUCAACUAUCCUCUUCAUUAGCAUAAUUUGUCUUAAGGGAUAACUAGUAAGAAAAUGAAGCCCACUUUUUCAAGGCCCUCCUUUCUGUAUAUAAUGUGCAGACAGUAAUGAAAAUAGGCCCCAGAAUUAAUUGACAAUAACCUGAAUAUUCAGAAUGCAGACGUCAUAAAGCAAAAAAAAAAAAAAAAGAAUCUUAUCUCACCAUCAAUAUUAACUCUGCUUUCCAAUUUAUUUUUCAAUUUUAAACCAAGUAAUAUUUGAUAAAUCAGGGGGUAUACGUAAGAACUUUGGUCUGGAUCUGACGUUGCUAAUACUGUUUCAAAGGUGAAGGUAAAACAAGAAAACACAUGUCUGCAGGCGUCACCCUGUUCUCCUAGGGGAGAUGGAUAAAAUCAAGGAUGCUGCUGUCGGGGAUUCUUAAACUCGUGUCUCCUUGUUUGCUCCUCGCUGCUCCUGGCCACAGUGAAUCGUUCGUAUAUGUUACUGUUGUCACGCAUUCUUCCUGUGCAAGACCUGCGUGGCGUGACUUUCUAAAGGAGGGAAAUAGCAGAAAUGUUAAAACAGGAAAACCUGAAUGUGAUGUGUGCAUUUUCAUCCCAUCUGGACAAUGUAUUUGUUUUAAUAAAUGGAAUUUCAGAUCCA
This is a messenger RNA of Echinops telfairi (small Madagascar hedgehog), 3076 nucleotides long. RefSeq names its product G protein subunit gamma 2 (gene GNG2). The transcript has 4 exons. The record is from RefSeq and is a predicted model, not a curated record. Gene Ontology annotation, cellular component: heterotrimeric G-protein complex. Gene Ontology annotation, biological process: G protein-coupled receptor signaling pathway. Lineage: Eukaryota; Metazoa; Chordata; Mammalia; Afrosoricida; Tenrecidae. Bases 130 to 345 code for a protein of 71 amino acids. Gene Ontology annotation, molecular function: G-protein beta-subunit binding.